GCCGAGGGGGCGGGAAGCGCCGCGCUGCUCCUGGCUCUGCCCGAUCGGGUGACCGACCCGAGCCGCCGGGGGCGCGGGCGGCCCAGCCCUGAUGUGCUGAGGAUUCACACCGUUUCCCUCCCACUGUGGAGCUGGUCUGAACCUUGGAGACGUCAGCUUUCCCAGGAAAAUCCAGAUCCCAGCACCAGCAGAAGCCGAAGCAAUGGCCUCAAAGCCUGAGAAGAGGGUCGCCUCGUCUGUCUUUAUCACCCUGGCACCCCCACGUCGAGAUGAGGCUGUGGUUGAGGAGGUGAGGCGGGCAGCUUGCGAGGCUCGGCCUGGCCGCCCCCAGGAAUCUCCUGCCCCCACGAAGGCACCCGGGGCUGGCUCGGCGGGGAGGCUCCGUUCCUGGACACCCCCUGGCAGGGCUGCAGCCCCAGUGCCAGCUGUUCCACCUCAGCUCUCCAAUGGAGGAUGUUCGCUUCCUCCUCCUCCCCUGGAUGGCGAGGACAUACUCCCCGACCUGGACCUCCUCCCACCUCCACCGCCGCCCCCUCCGGUGUACCUGUCUCCUCCCGAUGAGGAGCCCCCUGCCCCGAUGGGGGCAUCGCUCAUUUCAGACUUAGAGCAGCUGCACCUGCCCCCGCCCCCACCCCCGCCACAGCCCCCGGUAGAGGGGCCUCCACUUCAGCCUCGGCCCAGUCAUCUCAGGCCCGCAGAGGAGGAGCUGCCACCUCCCCCAGAGGAGCCUGUCAGCUUCCCCGAGCGAGAGACCUCCACAGAUGUCUGUGCCUUCUGCCACAAGACCGUGUCCCCCCGAGAGCUGGCCGUGGAGGCCAUGAAGAGGCAGUACCAUGCCCAGUGCUUCACGUGCCGUAUCUGCCGCCGCCAGCUGGCCGGGCAGAGCUUCUACCAGAAGGAUGGGCGGCCCCUCUGUGAACCCUGCUACCAGGACACCCUGGAGAAGUGUGGCAAGUGUGGCGAGGUGGUCCGAGAGCACAUCAUCAGGGCCCUGGGCCAGGCCUUCCACCCCGCCUGCUUCACGUGCGUGACCUGCGCCCGGUGCAUCGGAGAUGAGAGCUUUGCCCUGGACAGCCAGAAUGAGGUGUACUGCCUGGACGACUUCUACAGGAAAUUCGCCCCUGUAUGCAGCAUCUGUGAGAAUCCCAUCAUUCCCCGAGACGGGAAGGAUGCCUUCAAAAUCGAGUGCAUGGGAAGAAACUUCCAUGAGAAUUGCUACAGGUGUGAGGUGCUAAGAAAGAGCAUGUAUAAAUCAGCUUUGGGACAAAGAAGACAGUGACCAAGUCAGAUGAUAAAGGACUGCAGGAUCCUCCUGUCUGUGGAGCCCACGGACCAAGGCUGCUAUCCUCUGAACAACCGUCUCUUCUGCAAGCCGUGCCACGUGAAGCGGAGCGCUGCAGGGUGCUGCUGAGGGCAUCCGAGGGCUGGGGGCCUCGGUCACACGCUAGCCCCACGCAGGGUCUCUCCCUAUCUCAUAUCCCUGCCUGACCUGCUCUUGCACACUAUCCUUCCGAGCCACACAGGGACCAGCCUGCAGCUCUGCCCAUCAUUUCCGGGAUGCAGGGCUGAGCCCCUGCCUCCUCUCAGCUCAGAGCACCCUUCAGACUCUCAGCUGUUCCUUCUCUCCUCUGGGCCCCGGGAGGCUUUUGUACCAUGAACCUCACGCCCAGGGGUCACAUCGCCACGGCUCUGGCCCCUCUUGGGCACUGGCCUUGACCUCCAUUUCCAGGGGGGAGUUGGGGUGAGUCUCCAGGGGGCACCCUGUGUCCCUAGCAAUGACACAUUAGCGCUGGAGGUGCUGAGACCAGCUCUGCCUUGCAGGACUGAGCUGUUUGAGUAAAACUCCAAAGUCCCUUAAAAAGCACUGUUUUUGAAAUUUGGAGUUGAAAUGAUGAGAAACAUUCUUUGGAUUUUUUGAGCAGGGGAAUCUUAAUAGAAGAUGCCUCCCAUUGCUCAUAAAUGUACAAGAUCGUGGCCUACUGGUGGCACGCCCACGGACUUCCCACCUUGGGGACGUGUCAUGCUGACAUGGGGCCCAGACGUGAACCUGAACAACAGGGGCGCGAGCUCAGGGUGACAUGCUGACACCCGAGGACGUCAGCACCCCCUGCACCCUGCCUUCUGGCGCCUUCUCCUGUGUGCAGCAGUGAUUCAACAGACAUGGAUUGAGUGCCUGUUGUAUGCUGGGGAGCAGAGCACAGGAGCUCUGAGUGUUCCUCCUGCAGCCUUGACUACAGAGGGCUGUGCACACGUGUACACACACACACACACACACACUCCUCUGGGACAGUAACAGGGGUGUCCUUCAGCCCAGGCUGCCCUGUGACCUCUGCCUCCUCAAAGCCACACCUAGAAGAUUCUUUUUGCCUUUUAAGGAAAAUCAUUUUUGUUGCUUUGUACCUUUUAAGACAUUUUAUAGGGCAUAAACACAUUAAACAAAAUGUGCUUUCCUCCCUGGGGUCAUCUCAGUGUACCACGUGCUCCUAGGAGGAUGCCCUGGGCUGCAAUUACCAGGAGAGUUUCUCUAUAGGGCCCCUUAAGGGCUUCAGACCAGAGCACAGCUUCUUGCCGGAAGCUUAGAGCAGCAAGUUCCAAACUCUAGGCUUUCCCAUACCUCCACAAUUUUUAUCAUACAAAGACCUCCUAUUCUCUCAUUUCCUUAAUAUUUUCUUUAAUUCAACAUCCUUUUUUUUUUUUUUACCCACCAGUUUAGGCUAUGUUAACUAAGCAAUAUAUCCAUGCAGUCACAUGUCAAUGUGCUAGUUACACAUGAAAAUAAAUGCAUAGCUAUU
This is a messenger RNA of Hippopotamus amphibius kiboko, 2792 nucleotides long. It is a transcript of the gene FBLIM1, whose product is annotated as filamin binding LIM protein 1. The transcript has 10 exons. The coding region runs from base 203 to 1279 and encodes 358 amino acids. Gene Ontology annotation, cellular component: focal adhesion; stress fiber. Gene Ontology annotation, molecular function: filamin binding. The record is from RefSeq and is a predicted model, not a curated record. Gene Ontology annotation, biological process: cell-cell adhesion. NCBI's taxonomy places the organism in Eukaryota, Metazoa, Chordata, Mammalia, Artiodactyla, Hippopotamidae.